UUGUCAUAUGUCAUAGUGACGUGUCUGAUAACUUUUAUGGGUUAUUUUUUGUGUUGAAAAGAUGUUGAGAUAUAAACUUUUCUUAUGAAUUUUUAAAGUAGGCUGGCAUAAUGAAUUAUAACGCUAACAGUGGGGGGCGUCAACCCCUUACAAGAAAACUCAAAAGAGUUACAGAUGUAAACUCCAUGGGAUUCAAUCCCUAUGAUCAAGGACAAGGGCCUCAGCCUCAGCAAAACAUCUAUCCAAAUCUGGACCCCUCAAAUUUGCAGCAACAACAGAACUUAUAUCCAAAUUUGAAUCAGAAUACCCCUUUUCAACAAGGUUUUGCCAAUGUUCAGUUUGACUCUUUUUCAAGUACCCCGAAGAUCCCUCAGGGCCAACCUCCAAAUUUCAGUCAGACCCCAUUUUCUAUUAAUCCAAUUGGAGCAACAAAUUUAUCAGUUCUUAAUCAACCUGUUGUUCAGGACAUGGCUCUUCAAUAUGGACAGCAGCUUGCAGGUGCUGGAAAAACUAUGUUGAAAAAUGAAGUAGAGAGAUAUCUUCCUGUUACGAAACUGAAAUAUUAUUUUGCUGUUGAUACUCAUUAUGUUUUGUCUAAGUUGUUGUUACUAUUUUUUCCCUUCACACACAAGGAUUGGUCCGUGAAGUAUGAACAAGAUGGUCCUGUGCAACCAAGAUUUGAAAUAAAUGUCCCCGACCUCUACAUUCCCACCAUGGCAUACAUAACUUACCUUUUGGUAUCUGGUAUCGUUUUGGGAAUGCAAGAGCGCUUCACUCCAGAGCAAAUAGGAAUGUUGUCUUCUUCGGCUUUAGCCUGGUGCAUCGUAGAACUCGUUGUCUAUAAAUGUACCUUGUACAUCAUCAAUGUAGAAACAAGCCUACGAACUCUAGAUCUUCUAGCUUAUGCAGGAUAUAAGUUUGUGGGCAUCAUCACCAGUAUCUCAAUAAGCAUUUUGGGAGGAAGAACUGGCUAUUAUUCUUCUCUACUAUACACAAAUUUAGCUUUAUCUUUCUUUUUGGUUAGGAGUCUCAAGGUUCAGGUUUUAACAGAGGCGGUUCAAGACACCAGUUACUAUGGGGGACCGCAGACCACUGCUGGGCAUAAACGUAGGCUUUACUUUCUUUUGUUUUUGGCUGCGGUUCAACCUGUCUUAUCUUGGUGGCUGUCAUACCAUUUGUUACCCAAUGAAACUCUUGAUAAACAGGUGAAGUAAUAUUGUGUAGGCUUUUCUGGUUUAACUUAUUCCUUGUGCUUCUACAUAUUUAUGUCUUAGGUAAUAAAUAAUUUUUUAAUUCAAGUGAUGUAAAAUAAAUAUUUUUUCAAAUUUA
Leptinotarsa decemlineata (Colorado potato beetle) is the source of this 1329-nucleotide messenger RNA. It is a transcript of the gene Yif1, whose product is annotated as Yip1d-interacting factor 1. Gene Ontology annotation, cellular component: Golgi membrane; endoplasmic reticulum membrane; COPII-coated ER to Golgi transport vesicle. NCBI's taxonomy places the organism in Eukaryota, Metazoa, Arthropoda, Insecta, Coleoptera, Chrysomelidae. Gene Ontology annotation, biological process: endoplasmic reticulum to Golgi vesicle-mediated transport. The record is from RefSeq and is a predicted model, not a curated record.